Messenger RNA from Bombus huntii, 2437 nucleotides. Its product is annotated as protein PRRC1-B-like. Gene Ontology annotation, biological process: activation of protein kinase A activity. The transcript is spliced from 5 exons. NCBI's taxonomy places the organism in Eukaryota, Metazoa, Arthropoda, Insecta, Hymenoptera, Apidae. The coding region runs from base 903 to 2048 and encodes 381 amino acids. The record is from RefSeq and is a predicted model, not a curated record. Gene Ontology annotation, molecular function: protein kinase A regulatory subunit binding. Gene Ontology annotation, cellular component: cytoplasm.
UACUCAUCUGUACUCGUAGUACGGAUUAAUGAGAUGAUGAAUAGAAGUGUGGAGGAUUAGUCGUUAUUUGGUUGAGCGAAAUAACAAAAGCGAAAUAUUGCUGUCGCAAUCCGUUAAAUAUAUUUUCAAAUAAAUAAAUAAAUUACAGGCGAAUUGUGAGUCGUUGGUACAAAUAUAAAUUGCGGAAUAAAUACCCGAUAAAUACUCGGAGAAACUCUGUAGAUCACUUCGAAACUUGUUUACACUUUGAUGCUCUUCGGAUACUGUUCGAUGAACUCUCACGUUCGUGAUCGCGUCCGUUUAUUUAUACUGGUGGAAAAUUUGUAUUCGACUACGUUUGACGGUUGUAUGUAGCGGCGACAUUGUUUUGCCCGGAGUUUAUUGAUCCUUACAAUACUUGUAACCUAACGAUCUUAAUACUCCGAGGCAAAACAACAACAGAAUUUGAAUUGUCCUGACUCGCGUGCCACUACAGAAGUAAUAUAGCAUCAUGCUAACCUAUAAAAUACGCUAAAAAUGCUCAAUUUUACGUACGGAUAACUCUUGAACCGCUUGAUUUCUAAAGUUAAGACUUGAAUUUUUGAAUCCUACGUGUCGAAAACUAUCAAAUAACAAAAAAAGUUAACUUCUAACUAAAUAAAAUUUUCAUUCACUCAAAUAAAAUAAAUAAUAGAUAUAAGAUAUAGGAAUAUAUGUGAAUAUGUAUACAUGUAGACUAGUUCCUAUCUUCAGACUGUUUCAAGAUGAUGAAGUUGGUCACUUGCAGCUUGUAGCUUGCAGCUCAUAAUUGUACAUAGUCAAUCCAUGUACAUAUUAUGUCUCUUGCAUACAUAGCUGCGUAUAGAAAAUUCACAAUAUAGUUUUGGACAUUUAACGUGUAAAUUUAGAAAAGUUAAUCAACAAUGACUGACGAUUCCAAUGGAGAAUCCACAUUCGAAUUUGUCGAAAGAAGGACAGAUGAAUCGUCUACAUCUGGAGAAAUCGUAAAAACAGAUUCUUUUAGCAGUUUGUCUUCAUCAACAUCUUUAUUAAUGCCAUUAGGUGUGUCAACAUCUACAGGAAAUUUGUUAUCAAAUGUACCACCACCUAGUGCAUUGCCUAUUUUUAUUUCAAACCCUGGAACAUUGUUAUCAGAAAGGCCUAAUAAUUUAGAAUCAUCUUCACAAAAGAAGCUUCAUGAACAGGAACCUAAUAAAUCAAUGUUAAAUACUGUUAUUCAAUCUAAACCAUUGCAGCAAGAAACACAUCAAGUAAUUACAACUCCUAUUGUUACUCCGUCCAUACAAAAUGUACAAACUACAGUGCCAUCAGAAAAUAUAGUCCAAGAUUCAGGAAUGGUUGGAGGUGGUCUACUGUCAUGGGUUAAAGAAACAGUAGUAAAUAGUAAUGUAUUAAGCAAAGUUGCAGAAAAAGCAAAGAACAGUGUUAAUACUAUGAUCACAACAUUAGAUCCUCAGAUGCGUGAGUUCAUUUAUUCUGGUGGUGAUAUGGAGAUUGUAGUUGCAUCAGAUAAAGAUGUUAAAAUAAGUUCUGUUCGUCAGGCUUUUCAAACAGUUUUUGGGAAGGCAACAGUAACUGGUAUAUCAGUGGAAAGUUCAGCUGUAGCUGCUCAACCAGUUGGUUUUGCUGCUGGUGUGAAAGGAGCAGAAGAAAGAAUUAAUUCUGCUCGAAAUAUUCCGACUCUUCCAAAAGAUAUACCUAUAAUUGCAGUAGAAAAUUUUCUGUUAGAAGUUGGUGAAGAUAAAUGGUAUGAUUUAGGGGUGAUACUUCUUAAUGAUCCGAAACGUAAUGUGAAUUUGCAAACGUUCACUCAAAUGACUCCAGUGCCAAGUCAAAUAGUAACAAUGGCACAAGAAGCCACACCUGAAGAUUAUCCUCUUAAAUGGUCUGGAUUGUCAGUUACUGUUGGUAGUUUAAUGGCAAACAGUUUACAGGUUUCUCACAAUGAAUGGCAUCAUGCACUUACAGGAAUUUCCAGAAGAGACAUUAUACUUUUAGCAGCUCAAUCACUAGCUGGCAUCUACAAAAACACAAUUAAUCCCAUCUAAAUUUUUAUGAAAAAUACAUCGAUGCAAUUUAUCAAUGAAUUGCGUUUUUGUAAAUGCAACUAUAAUAAUUUAUAGAGUAACUUGAAUCAAUUAUCAAAAUUUAUUUCUUAGACUCUUACUUUUUACGAAUAGCUAACAUUUCAUCACAUUGUUGAAUCCAAUUCAAUUAACGUAACAUACUUAUUAAAUUAGUAUUUAUAAAUUAAGGAAAUGUAUUUUAAUUAUAUGUGGUAAUAUGUACAAAAAAUUAAUGGAAUGAAGUCGAAAUAUAUAAAAAAAAUAGGUUUGGUAUGUUGAAUGUGAUUAUUUCAUCACAUAUGAAUUAUUAAUAUUAGAUGUAUUGACACUAUAGUAUAUUUUAUUAAAAUAAAAUCAUAAUUUAUACACAA